This is a messenger RNA of Nakaseomyces glabratus, 1983 nucleotides long. RefSeq names its product alpha-mannosyltransferase. NCBI's taxonomy places the organism in Eukaryota, Fungi, Ascomycota, Saccharomycetes, Saccharomycetales, Saccharomycetaceae. Gene Ontology annotation, molecular function: alpha-1,3-mannosyltransferase activity. Gene Ontology annotation, cellular component: Golgi apparatus. The record is from RefSeq and is a predicted model, not a curated record. Gene Ontology annotation, biological process: protein O-linked glycosylation.
AUGUCCAUUGAGGGGCUUCGAUACAUUUUUUAUGGUUGUAAGGAUGUUUUAGGGAAUAGGCAUUCUUUCAACAGACGUGCCUCUUUUCUAUUGUCAUUUUUCAUCUCACUAUGUCUUCUAAUUUGGUAUAACCAACAUGAAGAUACAGCAAAGUUGUCUUCUAUAAAAUAUAGGUAUACUGAGUAUGAAAGUCAAUUGAAACUAGGAAGUUCGAGUCAGUUAUUUGGCAGGAUUACUUCAAAGGCAUAUAAAAUGGAGCAGGAAAAUAACCGCCAGCAACAAUGGAAAAACUUGCUAUUCUGGAAACCUUUAACGGUAGAACAACUAGAAUACAAUACAUUGCCGUAUUGGAAUGCUGCUUCUGAUUUAGAUAGAUGUAGUCUUUUAGUGAAAGCUCUGUAUGACGGCGAUCCAAAAUGGAACAAUAGUGAAAUAUUAGUCUGGAAUAAAGACAUGGCUAUGAAAAAAUACAGUUUGUUGCACCCGGUUGAAAGAAUUCGAAUGUAUAACCAUUGCUUUUUAGAUAAAGGGGUUGACGUGAUACAGGUUUUUAAAAAGCUUGGACUAGAUGAACAUAAUGCUACUGAGUUUAACCAUAGGAUGUUUCCAAUGUUUCAAUUUGUGAAUGUCACUUCAGAUCAAUACUUGUAUCCAAAACUUACCGAUUUGAGAACGGGUAAAGUUAUAACGAAACCUAAGACAAAACAAAGAGCUCUAGAAUAUAAUCUCAAUUUUCUGAGGAAUUGGAGAAAUGAAGCAAAGGGCAAAGGAUUAGUUAUUACUAUAGAGUCAAACAAUCUCCAUAUAUUGAGGAAAUUGUUUAAAUUUCUAAAAGAAAAUGGAAAUACUCUUCCUAUUCAACUAGUAUUUAAAAGGAAUGUGACUCUAGCAAGGUUCAAGGAUGCAAUCAUUUCAUAUGCGGAGGAAUCUGAUCAACACGUAACAAUAAUUGAGAUAGAAGCACUCAUUGACGAUAGUUUCAAUAAGGGAACAUUUGUUGGUUAUGACGAUAAGUUUCUAGCAUCAAUAUUUAAUACAUUUGAAGAUGUGGUAAUGAUGGAUAUCGAGGUCAUACCUUAUGUAAAUCCAGAAGAGUUAUUGGAGAAUGAAGAGUAUAAAAAUUCCGGUUUAUAUAUGUGGCGAGACAAGUAUCUGGGGGCUUUGCUGCAUGCGUAUAUAUGUACGGAUGUUAUGAAAUCACUAGAGCCAUCCAUGGAUGAAUAUAAAACAAUUGGUUCCAAAUUUCCUCUUAGAAUGAAUGACCCACGCCUCACAGAUACAUCAGAUCCCAUGGGUGCUAUACUUCAUGGGUAUUAUAACCUAUAUUUAAUGCAUCAAGUUGAUGGGGGUGUUAUAUUGUUGAACAAGAAGCAAAAGUUAGGUGGACUAAUCAUGGGUAUGGUUAUGAACAUGCACAGGGACUAUGCUCACUGUUCAACCGGUACAAAAGAAGCGUUCUGGUUUGGUCCAUACGUUGCUGGAAUGGAAUUUGCAGUAGGCACUAUCGACGCAGGUAUAAUAGGACCAAUUAGACGCUCAACUAUAGAAGAUAGACUUGGUGUUCCCGAAAUAUGUUCCAACCAAGUAAUACAUGUUGAUCAUGAAGAUAAACUGCUUUGGGGUAAAGGAACUUUCUAUGAAUGUGAGUCGGAUAAGUUACAAGAAAUAGAUAUUGAAAGCGAAGUUGGUAUAAGAAAAAGAUCGCUACCAAGCACAGAUGUAAAUGUUGUGAGAAGAGAUGAACAACAGUUUGCCAGCAAGGAGCCCAAACGCGGGUUUUUAGCCAUCACAGGUUUUAUAAUUCCAUCUAGAGUAGUCAAGAAAUGGAAGUACAGAAUUGGGAGCUCAGUAGAGUAUUACUGUACAUUUGUUGACAGGAUAGGUGACGCCGACAGUAAGCUGGUACGGUUUGACAAGAAGACUAAGAGAUUUGUCAACCAUCUAGCCCAGAUAUGGAGGGAAACAAAAAUAUCUGUAGGUUAG